UAAAUUUCUGAUUUUGGCGCAGAACUCUAUAAAACUUGCCGAGUGUCAGGUCGUUUUACAUUUCGGUGUCAAUUUUUUUCGAACUUGAAGUGAUCUUUCCAUUUGUUUCGUGUACGCCUAGAAAAAUAUACAACAUCAAAAUGUUCGAGGCACGUUUAGUUCAAAGCUCUGUUUUGAAGAAAGUUAUUGAGGCGGUUAAAGAACUCUUAUCCGAAGCAACUUUUGAGUGCUCCGAUUCUGGAAUGCAAGUUCAAGCUAUGGAUAAUGCCCACGUUUGUCUCGUUUCCUUAAAUCUGAGAAGCGAUGGAUUCGACAAAUACCGCUGCGACAGGAAUUUGUCGAUGGGAAUGAGCAUCACUUGCAUGUCCAAAAUCUUAAAAUGUGCCGGCACCGACGACACCGUUACCUUGAGAGCAUGGGACAAUCCAGAAUCAAUCAACGUUAUUUUCGAAUCGCCAAACAAAGAAAAAUUGGCUGAAUACGAAAUGAAACUCAUAAAUAUGGACCAGGAACAUCUUGGAAUUCCUGAAACUCUCUACUCUUGCACGGUGAAAUUGCCAUCAUCCGAAUUCGCACGAAUUGUCCGAGACUUGCAAAUGUUUGGUGAAUCAAUCACAAUCGCUUGCUCGAAGGAAGGCAUUAAAUUCAGCGCUGCCGGUGACAUUGGAACGGCAAACGUGAAAUUGGCGCAAACCGCAGAGGCUGACAAAGAAGAGGAAGCGGUCGUGAUCGACAUGCAAGAGCCAGUAAAGCAAGCAUUUUCCGCAAGAUAUCUGAAUAAUUUCGUUAAAGCGACCCCACUUUGUGCCCAAGUUCAGCUUUCAUUGUCCAACGACGUUCCUCUUGUCUGCGAAUACAAAAUUGGAGACAUCGGUCACAUCAGAUAUUACUUAGCACCCAAAAUCGAAGAUGAAGAGGAAAGCUAAGAAGAAGAAAGAGAAAAAAAACUGGCUGAGAUUGCUAACUAUUAAUCUUAAUUAAUUUAACACUCAUUUUAAUAAGUAUUGUCAUUCCUCCUGUAAUUAUUUAUUCGGACUUCUUCGCUUUCGAUUUAUAUUCUCACGUGCAUGAUUUAUGAAUUUUAUGUCGAGAGGGAAGAACUCUGAAGAAAAGGGUUUGAAAAUUGAGAGUAGAAUUUAAGUGCAGAUAAAUGCGUGAAAAUAGGAAAACAUCACUACGGUUAUGUAAAUCAGAUAUGUAAAAAUUGCUGUAUUUUUAAAAAUGACACAAUUGUGCUCUACGGUAUGUAUCACGCUAAAGAUUAAAUAUAUUUGAAAACUUUUUUUUUUAUAAAAAAA
Molecule: messenger RNA, 1298 nt
Organism: Belonocnema kinseyi
Lineage: Eukaryota; Metazoa; Arthropoda; Insecta; Hymenoptera; Cynipidae
Gene: PCNA
Product: proliferating cell nuclear antigen
Exons: 4
Coding region: 141-926 (261 amino acids)
Biological process (GO): leading strand elongation; translesion synthesis; mismatch repair
Cellular component (GO): PCNA complex
Molecular function (GO): DNA polymerase processivity factor activity; DNA binding
Source: RefSeq, a predicted model, not a curated record